AAUCACUGAAGAAGAAAAGCAGGCAGCCAAAUCGCAGUUGAAGCAAAAACUGUUAUGAUUUUGUGGGUCCUAGUUGUCGUUUAAUAGCCGUCAAUCAAUCCCAUUUGCUAUUUUAACUCGCUCUCCUAAGCCCCACAACAGCACACCAUUUUUAUCUCAAGACAUUUCAGGACAACAAAGAGAAAAUUAAAUGACCUGAAAUUCAGACAGUUCCUUCAAUUUUUAGCAAAGCGAGCAAGGAGCUCUCCUUGUCAUAAAGCAACCUCUCUUUCCAACUUUAAAAUUUCAAUUUAAACCCAGAUGGAUUCAUCAUCUGAUCUCUCAAACCUUCUCCAAAAAGAAUACCCUCAGCUUUCAGAUAUGUUGGUUUCAGAUCGAACCGAGAGUAGUUGUUUUUUCCACUCCCGCUCCAAUUCUGCCACCUCUAUGAGCCAUCAAUCGUCGCCUAGUCAAUCACCUCGACUCAGUUCCUCUAGGUUACUAAACAAUGACUUAUAUUUAGAUAAUCGACACGGCAAGCCAUUUUCGUCGUCAAUUUUGUUCUGUUUUUUGCGGGAUCAGAAACAGAGGCAAGUAAAUAGGACGGUGAAGAGAAAAGGCGGGAGGCUGUGGUAUCAAAGGAAGAAAGUGAAGGGACUGGUGGCUGUGAUUGGAUUAGUGGGUUUGUUUUUCUUUGUUAAUUGGUUCAUGCUUUUGCGGCUUCAAGACCAUCGAGUGGCUGACCUCCAAAACUAUUCUUCUCAAAAUUCUCCUCCUUCGAUCUUGGUUUCCAAAAAGGAAAAAUGGGGAAAGCUUAGCAAAGGAAAAAAGACGCAGAAAGGUAGUUAUGAAAGGAUGUUGGCUUUGGCUGCCCAUGCCUUGGCAGAGAAUAAACGCGAGCCAAAAGAUUUGUGGCAGGAACCAUUUGUUGAGGCCUCCGCUUGGAUACCUUGUGCUGAUCAACGCAACUGGGAUCCUAGUGGGGGAAAAAACGGUUAUAUAAUGGUCACAGCAAAUGGUGGGAUGAACCAGCAGAGAGUAGCUGUUUGCAAUGCUGUUGUUGUUGCACGGUUGCUGAAUUCAACUCUUGUUGUUCCUAAAUUUAUGUACAGUAGCGUCUGGAGAGAUGUGAGUCAAUUCAGCGAUAUCUAUCAGGAGGAGCAUUUUAUUAAUUACUUGACUCCCGAUAUUCGGAUAGUGAAAGAACUUCCUGAGGAGCUUCGAUCACUAGACUUGGAGGCAAUUGCAACCGUUCGUGAUAAUGAUAUUUCAAAUGGUGACCAGGUGACUGAUGUAGAUAUUAGGAAAGAGUCCAAGCCAAGCUUUUAUCUGAAAAAUAUUCUCCCUAUUUUGCUGAAAAAUAGAGUUGUCCAUUUCAUUGGAUUUGGGAAUCGCUUGGCAUUUGAUCCAAUACCAUUUCAGUUGCAGAGACUUCGAUGCAGAUGUAAUUUUCACGCACUGCAAUUUGUUCCCAAAAUACAACAAACUGGUGCUUUGCUCCUUCAAAGGCUGCGUAAACGUGCAUCUCAUCAUGGACCAUUGGAUCAUUGUCUUGUUGGUCCUUAUACAAAAUCAAAUGUGGAAGAAACAAGGGCUCAUGGUGGAAAACCUUCAAGAUAUCUAGCUCUACAUCUGAGGUUUGAAAUUGAUAUGGUAGCACAUUCUUUAUGUGAAUAUGGUGGUGGUGAAGAAGAGAGAAAAUCAUUGGAAGCAUACCGUGAAAUUCAUUUCCCUGCAUUGGCACUUCUUGAGAGGACAAAAAGGCUACCUUCUCCUGCAGCACUCAGGUCAGAAGGCCUGUGUCCAUUGACACCUGAAGAAGCAGUACUUAUGCUUGCUGCUCUUGGUUUCAACCGGAAGACGCAUAUAUUUGUGGCUGGUGCGAGUAUAUAUGGGGGACAACCUAGGUUAGCUGCUUUAACCAGCUUGUAUCCUAAUUUAGUUACUAAAGAGAAACUGCUUUCAGCAACCGAACUUGAACCAUUCUCAAACUUCUCAUCUCAGCUAGCUGCACUGGACUUCAUAGCAUGCACUGCUGCUGAUGCAUUUGCCAUGACAGACUCAGGGAGUCAGCUGUCAUCUUUGGUUGCUGGAUAUCGAACAUAUAAUGGUGGAGGGAGAAUGCCAACAAUACGGCCAAAUAAGCGGAGACUUGCAGCCAUAUUCAUGAAGAACUCCACUAUAGAAUGGAAAGUGUUUGAGCAAAGAGUUAGGAAGGCAGUCAGACAAACAAAACAUAUUUUUGAAAGGCCCAUUGCGAGGAGUGUUUACCGGUUUCCACGAUGUAAAGAGUGUAUGUGUUUGACAGAAUAAAACUUACACUUUUAGCAGGCAUGAUGAUGCGAUAGUAACUUGUAACAUUAAUAGAUUCAUUAUUAUUUCAUUUGUUCUGACACAAGUUACAUAUAUUCUAAGCGUAAUAGGCAAAGUUCAUUGCACCUCAAAA
Hevea brasiliensis (rubber tree) is the source of this 2425-nucleotide messenger RNA. Its product is annotated as O-fucosyltransferase 15-like. The coding region runs from base 301 to 2292 and encodes 663 amino acids. Lineage: Eukaryota; Viridiplantae; Streptophyta; Magnoliopsida; Malpighiales; Euphorbiaceae. The record is from RefSeq and is a predicted model, not a curated record. The transcript has 10 exons.